AUGCUGUGGAAGAAAACCGUUUUCGUUUGUGCGCUGCUGGCCGCCGCACAGGCCGAGCCACAACCGCAAAUUUUAAGCGGCAUAGCGAACUUAGCCUCAUCGGUCAUCAAUGGAGCGGGCACACUAUUAAAUGGUGUUGCUACAGGAUUACAGGCAGGCACUUCUGGAUCGCUUUCAGCAAGCGGAUCGCUCACGGGUGGCGCUAGCAUUGGCAACAUCGGUGCCGGUGGUACGUUGGCUUUCAACUCGAAUCUGCCGAUCCUAAACCUGGUGAACAAUGUGGUUAGUUCGACGUUGGGUGCGCUCAACACGGCCCUAACUAAUAUCGGCAACUCGGCCGGUACCCUGUUGGGCAACACGGUCGCCACCAUUACGAACGCGUUGAAUACCCUACUGGGUGGAGUGAACACGAAUCUGUCCACGCUCGGAAACGUGCUGAGCAGUGCACCGACUGUCGCCAAUGGCAACACCGCCAUCAACGCCCUGAACAACGUAGCCACUGCCGUUAACACGGCCGUCAAUUCCGCAGCAAACGUACUGGGAAGCGGUACGGUCGCGACCGCGCUGGGUUCACUACCGACCACCCUGAACGCCGACUUGGCCACCGCCAUCCAAGCCAUCCAGAACGCAACCGCCAACCCUGGCACGGCGACGUCGCUGCUUGGAGCACUCGGACCGGCCGGUGUCGGUGCGAUCGGCAACUUCCUGGCCGAUGCUGCCGGAGUUCUCUACACCACCGCCAACAUUCCUCUGCAGCUUUCCGCGGUUGCCGGAGUCAACGCGACGCUCGCUGCUAACGCCGCCGUACCGUACUCUGCGGCCGGAAUCGCCGCCGUCAGCGCGUCCGUGAAUGCCGCCGUGAACAACGCCAACAACGUGCUGAACUCGGCCAUUGGCUCCUUCAACAAUGUGAUCGCGAACGUCCAGCCGACCCUCAGCAACGCUCUUACUCAGGCCAACAAUAGGAUCAACGGCGCUCUGCAACAGCUCAACACCGUGUUCAACCUGGUGGGCACCUCCACGCGCAACAGUGUAGCGGCUGCAGCGGGCAAUGUCUACAACAACCUAACCAGUCUAGUCUCAUCGGUUCAAACAAGCCUGGCGCAACUGAACACCGUCACGCUGAACGCGGUCGCCACCGCCAAUGCGUCCAUCGCAGGUAACGCAUCCGCCGUCAUCCAGCCGAUCAUCGCCAACCUGGCCAGCACGAACGCAACGGUGGUGGCCUGCUCGCAAGCCUAUCUGCCGGUAGCUGUCCGCACCGAUGUGUACUACACCACCGCACUCGGUGGUUGUGCCGUCCAGGCCACGACCGUCGUCGACACGCUACUCGCAAAUACGAUCGCUGUCAUCAACUCGGCCGUCACCCGCGUCGGUCAGUCGACCGCCUCCGUCAACGGAUGCAUCGGGGUGUUCGUGGCGUCCACCUGUGCCACCGUCACCGUACCCAACGCUCUGGCCUACAUUGGCAACGUGGCAACCGAUGUCGCCACUAUCAAGACAGGCGAGGUAAUCGAUAUCGCCAACACCGGUGUCGCCGUCACCACCUGCACGACCAACACGGCCAACGCCGCAGCCAACGAUUUUGCGGCCAUCGCUGCCGCCUACAACAAGUGCAUCGCGUAA
This is a messenger RNA of Anopheles coustani, 1626 nucleotides long. RefSeq names its product extracellular matrix-binding protein EbhB-like. Bases 1 to 1626 code for a protein of 541 amino acids. The transcript has 2 exons. The record is from RefSeq and is a predicted model, not a curated record. Lineage: Eukaryota; Metazoa; Arthropoda; Insecta; Diptera; Culicidae.